Messenger RNA from Spinacia oleracea (spinach), 1407 nucleotides. RefSeq names its product protein MIZU-KUSSEI 1-like. Bases 49 to 840 code for a protein of 263 amino acids. Lineage: Eukaryota; Viridiplantae; Streptophyta; Magnoliopsida; Caryophyllales; Amaranthaceae. Gene Ontology annotation, biological process: hydrotropism. The transcript has a single exon. The record is from RefSeq and is a predicted model, not a curated record.
GGCUCUCUCAAUCCAUUUCCAACACAAACAAAAAACUUUCAAGUCACCAUGCCUUCAUACCGGAGCAUGGGUCCAACACACAUCGCCACCAACGUCACCACCGUCGAAUGCCACAAACAAGUCCGAUCAUGGCGGCUCCUCCGUGCCAUCAUGGAACUCCUCAUCCCCACCUGCAAUUGCACCUUCAUCCAAGAACAAUCCAAUAACCGCCACCACCAAACUACAACAAACCACCAACCACGGCCUAAAAAACCCACUCAUUCAAGAACCUCCUCCUCAUCUUCCUCUUCAUCAUCAUCAUCAUCAUCAUCUUCUUCAUCUUCAUCUUCAUCUAUUCUUACAGGAACCAUGUUUGGUUACAAAAAGGGUAAAGUGAAGUUCUGCAUUCAAUCAGACUCAAACUCAGAAACCCCAAUCCUCCUAUUAGAGUUAGCUGUCCCCACCAAAGUUUUAGCCCGGGAAAUGCGGGGCGGGUUGUUAAGGAUAGCCUUAGAAUCCUCCACCACCACCGCCACUCAUCCUCCGCCGUCGUCGUCGUCUUCCGCCCUACUAGAAAUGCCGGUGUGGAGAAUGUACUUCAACGGAAGAAGGGUGGGUUUCGCUGUACGACGGCGGCCGUCGACGGCGGACAUGGCGGUGUUGAAGAAUAUGAAGGAGGUGGAGGUGGGUGCCGGAGUUGUUAGUGGCAAAGAGAUCGGGUGUGAAGAAGAUGAUAUUAUGUAUUUGAGGGGGAAUUUUGAGAGUGUUCGUGGAUCGUCUGAUGCUCAAUCUUUUCACUUAAUUGAUCCUGAUGGUAAUAUCAAUCAAGAUCUUAGCAUCUUUUUUCUUCGUUCGAAAUGAUCGAUCUUGAACAGUUUUACGAGGGAGACCAAUAAAAAAAAUUAAGCAAAAUAAUAGUAUGAAAUUCAUACCGUUAUACUCAAAUUUUAAGGGACAACACUAAAAAUGCAUUACGGAAUUUUACUUCCCUUAAUCGGGCCCACCCAAGUAAAAACUGGCCCUUUGGUCAAAAUCGGACCCACCCAGGUCAAAAGAAAGAUACAAUCGUCGUCGCCGCUGCCGUCAUAGUCAAGUGAUAUCACCUCCUUUGGAAAUUCAGUACUCCAUGUUGUAUUUUGCAAAGUUUAAUUUGCAUGGGUUUUUUGUUGGGUUGUUGAAGGAGGAGGUUUUUUUACUUUUUUUUUGUUUGUCAAUAAUUUUCAUUGUUUUCUCCCAAUUUAGUUGGUUCUUUAGCAAAUUUCUCCUAGGUUUUUAGCCACUAAAAGAGAAUAACUUUUAGUAGUUGUCAUUUUUUUGGGGGAAAUUUGUAUGUGUAUUAACCAAAAGGGGUUGUAAUAAUUAUAUUGUUGGCCUUUUAUGUAUUAACAUGUAAAUUAAAUGGUUGAAUUUGCAUUUUGAAAGAUACUA